Molecule: messenger RNA, 1125 nt
Organism: Fusarium pseudograminearum CS3096
Lineage: Eukaryota; Fungi; Ascomycota; Sordariomycetes; Hypocreales; Nectriaceae
Exons: 3
Coding region: 1-1125 (374 amino acids)
Source: RefSeq, a predicted model, not a curated record
AUGGUGGCUAUCAAGUCUGUUUUCCUUCUUCUCGCGCUUGGCGUUGAGGCCUUGGCCGCAUCGAGUCCAUCGGCGACAUGCACCAGCAAGUACGGAACAGUUAGCAUCGCGUCUAACAAGAUUCCACGGGCCACCACCUCCGUUCAGACUAAGGUGACGGUCAUUCGAAAGGUCACCCGCAGAGUCACAGUUAUUGUCGUACCAAAGGCAAAGACCACCACUCAAAAGGUCACCGUCAAGUCCACGGUGACGGCCACAGCCAAUCCCAACGUCAAAGUUGCGACCAGCACGGUCACGGAUGAGCAAACAACUGUCCUAACACGAAAGUUCACUACGACCCUCGUCGCCACAUCAUUCACCACAACCACCAAGGUCACGACCAGCACAAUCUCUGCAGCACCCAGCUUCCAUCCCAUCAAAGAAUUUGGAGGCUAUGUGGCGAAGAAAGCUAAGCGUGGCGCGGUUGGUGACCUUCGCAUGGCUGUCGCCAAGUCCCAAUACGUCCAGCGAGUCGACUGCACGAAGCGAAUCCCCUACACUUCGAUCAAGACUACAACAACUGUCGUCCAGGGACCCCGAAAGACUGUCGCUGCAAAGACCAGUACCAAGGUUGUGACUACUACUCAGACAGAGACUUCAACAGAGUACCCUGAUGAUGUCACCAGAACGGUGACUGAGACUGUGUCCCCUACUGUUACUAGCUUUGUUUCGGUAACAGAUGUAUCCUCAUCUACAGAGACUGUGACCGUCGAGACAAUCAUUCCUGCUGCUGAACCAGUCUAUGCUGCCUGCGGUGCCAACAACAUGAUGGUCACCGCCAACGGUGGGCGCCCGGUACCAUAUGUCGACAUGACAGUCGGGUUCGGUGUCGCAUCAGUGGGAGCUGCACAGGGGGAUGCCUACAAAUGCUGCACCGCGUGUAUGCAGAACUCUCUCUGUUUCCUGUCUUUCCUGUCUGAUGGGGAUGGUUCAUGCACUCAUAUUACCACCAACACCAAUGUUUGUCCCAAUGGCCAGAUUCAAGUCGGUCAGUAUAAGUCGCAGGCAGGCGCUACUGAUACGUAUCACUGGAUGAAUGGCCCAUGUGGGUAUCUUAUUAAUGGCGGAGAUGUGUCUGGUAUUUAG